UGAGUCGACGGACUGCUUGGGUGGUGUUGUUGGCCUGCCUGUGACUGCUUGUGUCUAUCUGACUUACCUUUGGGGUCUUUUUCCAGAGCUCUCAAUCAGCAUUCACACGUCCAGACGAAAGAAGAAGGCCACAGAAGAAAGCACUGCGUUUGCAUCAUCCGCCUUGUGCGUGGAUCCAACUCCGUAAUGACGACUUUAAAGCUGAGGUGAGAUCGUCGUCUCGCUCAGGUACAAAACGAAAUUUCUUCGCACGGCUGUACACCUUGUCCUCUCUGUGGGGCGUAUUGAAUUGGAAGCUAGCUCCACACAAACAGUGCCGCUGCCUUGGAAGAAAUAAAAUCGCGGGGCCUUCCUCCAAACACAUUUUAAAACCCUCAAAACCAGCAGGGAUCGAGACGAUGAUCGAGACGCAGGAAAGAUUAUUCCCCAUCAUUCGAGCAACCAACAUGCACAGCGAGCAAGCCAAAGAAAAUCGCUCCUUCGCGUGACAAGAACGAUUGGAGUUGGAUUGGAUGGAUUGAUGCGCGUGUUCUUGCUUAGCGAGGACGCAAAGAAAUCCCACCUGGGAAUUAAACGGCCAGUGUGGGGAUUUAAAGGUUCUUGGUGAUUUUAGAGGCUUCGUUUAUUGCUUCCCAGAUUCCUCUGUUAGAGAGCUCAUAAAUACCGAGGGAGUGCUGUACAGUUUGGGCCACUGGCGCGCGAUUGACUUAUUCCUGCCGUACACUUCAUUCUCGUGCGGUGAAGAAACCCUGGCCCGUCAUUGCCUUAUUUGCAUUAGUUUUAUGCGUUCGCGCGAUUCGGAGGAGCGGCUAUGGCGCUGGCGGGCGGGGCACGGCCAAAGGCGCUAGGGUUUUGCUCGCGAUGGGAAAUUUCAGUCGAGCAGCGCGUAGGAGCAUCGAAAUCUCUCUCGCGCGCUCUCUCGGGGAAGCAGGAAUAGGUCUGGCCUCUCGGGAGAGGCUCCAGGGGCGAUUAUCGAGCUGUGCGCUGCGCGCGUGGUGAUCUAGGCGGCUCGCAAGGGAGUGUUUUGCUAGAGGGGGGCAGGAAAUGCUCUGGACGAUCGGAGCAGCACGAUGAAAUCUGCGCGGAGGGCGAGAAUCAAUGCUCCAUCGUCUGGCCACAGCGAGGGGAGUUACGGAAAAAUCGCGUCCUCGGUGAAGUACUCUGGGCUCAAAGAUUUUGCUAAACGCUUCGUGGAUUGCGACGAGUUCACCUCCCACGCGCAAGAAUGGCUGUUAGGUAAGCUCGGGAAUCCGGAAGAUCAGUUCAAAGAGCCUUUCCAGCUUGACGAGCUCAAGCAGCUGGACUAUGCGCUGGAAGGAGUGAUCUUCCAGCAGCUCCUACGAAUGCCGUACUGGCAGCAUGGCCUCUCGGGGAACAUCGCCGCGGAGAUAAACCUCGCGGUGGAGGAUUUCCUCCACACCAUAGCUCAGACGCUAUGGGAGACGCUGUGGAGCUCGGAGGACCGGAUGCCAUUCUUCGUCACAGGGCCUCGGGGGAAGAGGAGCUACUUGGACGGUGUGGCUCUGGUUGGGAAAAGUGGCAGGGGGAUGAACACAGUGUGGGAGCACAUAGUGGAAUUCGUGGAGGUCCAGCCAGAGAUUGGAGGAGACGCUGGGUUUGCCGUGAGCUCCAUCGUUGGUCGCUCGCUCUUCCAUGGGAUUCAUAUGCUCAUGUCGAGGCUCUACUCCGAGAAGAAGCCGUCGGUGAGAAAGCACACGGACACGGCCUACGUCUUGUUCGUGGAUUCCAAGUGCGGUGGGGUGAUGAGACUACGUGGGGAUAUCUCGAAGCUGGAUACCAAGGCAGGAUUAACUUAUGAGGUUGCGACGGACUGGCUCGAGCAGCAUGCAGACGUAGCGGUCUCUUCGGUCGAGCAGGUAUGGAACAGGUUUGGCAACGCUAACUGGGGGGACUUGGGGGCCUUGCAGCUCAUUCUGGCGACUUUACAUUGUAUCGAGCAAUGUAGAGGGUCGCCGAAGAGAUCGCUGGCCGAGUUGGCGAGCGACCACGGGUCGCGGCUGCACAGGCGGAAGAUCGAGCGGCGGUUUCUGGAAAUCCAGGAGAAUGGAAUAGACCAUUCUUACCGGCAAGAAGUUACGAGCCAUGAGAUACAGGAGAUCGAGGAGAUCGAAGCACAGGAGAUUAUACGCGAGUUUGAAGCACUGAAGCUGGAGCCGGGGUCGACGCUGUGGCUGGAGGAUGCUCAAUGGCAACGCGGCUGUGGCUUUCGGAUAGUAAGCAGCCUAGGAGACGAGAAGUACUCGAUGUACAGCGCAACCUCCCUGGACGAAGGUGACAAGCUACUGUCCGUGUACGUUGGAGCGCAUCCCUCUCAGCUGGAGCCGUCGUGGGAGGACAUGACGACGUGGUAUCAAGUCCAGCGGCAGACCAGAAUUCUCAACACCAUGAGCCAGAGGGGAGUCUCCAGCAGGUACUUGCCGCAGCUCGUAUCGUCCGGCCGAAUCCUCCACUCGGGCUCCUGCUCCAAACAGAGUCCUGGCGGCCGUUGCGAUCAUCCGUGGUGUGGGAUCUCGGUGCUGGUCACGUCUCCAGUUGGGGAGCCGCUGGACAUAGUGGUGGCCAAGCACGGCUGGCUCUCGGCGGUGGAAACUCUCAGGUGCUGCCACGAUUUGCUCUCGGCGCUGCGCAGCGCUGGGUCCGCGGGGAUCCAGCACGGGGAUAUCAGCCCUCAGCGAGUGAUCCGGGUGAAAGGUGAUGGAGACUACUUCUACGUUCUCAUCGACUGGGGCCGGGCAGUGCUGGAAGACCGGGACAGUCCCGCGAUAUCUCCUCGCUACUCGUCGACUUACGCGCUGCAGGAGGGGAAGCUGUGCCCGGCCGCCGACGCCGAGAGCCUCGUCUAUCUGCUCUACUUCCUCGUCGGUGGGAGUAUGCCGGAGUUUGAGAGCUUGGAGGCCGCGCUCCAGUGGAGAGAGCGGGCUUGGGCUUUGAGAACUUUCCAGCUCUUGCUCGGGGAGAUCUCGACGGUGCUCAAGGCCUAUGCGGACUACAUCGAUAGCUUGAUCGGGACUCCAUACCCGGCGGACUAUGAUAUCUGGUUGAGGAGAAUAAGCAGGGCGUUUCAAUCGUCCUCCGAUCAGGUCAACCAUGGCAAGAGGAUUCAAUACAUUGAAGGCUCCGGGGGUGUGAUCAAGCCGGUGGAUUACAACACUGGUGAAUCGUCCGGGACGUCGGGAACUUCGUGACAGUCGAGAGACAAAGAUCACGCGGCGAAGUUAUUUUGGCUCGAUCUUCCAAGGCGUAAGUGGAUGUUCCUUGGCACGAAGAACACACGGUAAGAAAAGUGAGUCCACAGGACUCUAGAGGAAGAACGAUCUUUCCAAACAGAUUCUUUCACUGCUUAAAGUUUUUAUGCGAUCAAAAGGUUUUUUUAAUCUGUAAGUUCUUUUUUGGUAUAGAAAGCAUUGCAAUCCAAAAA
Molecule: messenger RNA, 3439 nt
Organism: Selaginella moellendorffii
Lineage: Eukaryota; Viridiplantae; Streptophyta; Lycopodiopsida; Selaginellales; Selaginellaceae
Exons: 6
Coding region: 1071-3206 (711 amino acids)
Source: RefSeq, a predicted model, not a curated record